This is a messenger RNA of Stegodyphus dumicola, 776 nucleotides long. RefSeq lists its product as uncharacterized. Gene Ontology annotation, molecular function: DNA binding. Gene Ontology annotation, biological process: regulation of DNA-templated transcription. The record is from RefSeq and is a predicted model, not a curated record. Lineage: Eukaryota; Metazoa; Arthropoda; Arachnida; Araneae; Eresidae.
UUCGUUCCUGCUUUCGCUCUUCCUGUUUGAAUCAAGACGUGUUAUUCGAGAUGGAUUUGGAACAACAGUUUGAGAACGAGCCUCUCAACAUGGAUGUGCCGAAGAUUUCAGAUUCUGAACAAUACCAUGAAAAGCCCAAAGAAACACCCAUCUCGCAGAACGCUAAUGGCAAACGAAAAAUAGACGAAGAAAAUACAUAUAAGAAGAAACGCAACGGACGCUUUACUGAAGGCACAAUCCCAGAGGAGCUGACACAUAUUGGCAACAAUGUCUUUGUGGGACCUACCCUUUUCAACGGAAAGAUCAAAGUGCACAUCAGGCAAUACAGCAAGUACGGGAGUUCAUAUUAUCCGACUCGUAACGGUGUGAAUUUAGAGCCUUCGUGUUUGGACACCUUCUCUCAACACAGCCCACAAGAGGUGUUCACAAUGAAUCUGCACCUACCCAAGAAUUUUAGUGCGGAAUAUAAUGGUUACCACAUCACGUUAAAGCAAUUUACAGUAAAAGGAGUGGAGAAAAGCAAUAUUAGACUUACAAUCGCCCAGUGGGAAGAAUUGUCCACAAAUUACAGUCGCAUCAGUACCAUCGUCACUAACCUCGUAUAUCAAUGUAUGGACUUUUGUGAAGCCUACGAAAGUGUAUCCGAGGAACCUAUUAACGAGGAAAAGCUUCCAGAAUCCUUCGACAUUUCUUUGGGAACAGCAUGCCUUCCAAACCAUUCUAAAGACAUCACUAGAACAGCUGAUCCAAGAACACGGAGAUUUGAAGUAUCCUAA